CGAUUUCCCGUGCUGCUGCUGCUGCAGAGUACCGAUCUGUAUUGUCUGCCGCGUGUUCGCUAACGGGAAAGCUGAUAAAACGUUUAACAUGUUCAGGCUGAUCAUCCUGAUUGCUGCCGCAGUGGUCGCGGCCACGUGCGCGCCGACACCGGCACCGUUGCCAGGACCGAUCCCAGGACCGAUCCCAGGACCUGGACCGCUACCCGGACCAGGGCCGUUGCCGGCGCCGCUGCCAGGACCGGGACCGGUGCCGGGACCGGGGCCUCUCGGGCCACCAUUGUUGGGGCCUUAUCCGCUGGUCUACCCGCCGGGCUUCCUGAAGGCCUACCCGUACUACUCGGCGAUCCCCUUGGCGUAUUACCACGGCUACAAGUGGAUUCAUCCGGGCCCGCUCUACGUCUACUGAGACGAUCCCGGAUCUCCCGGGACCACUCAGCAGACCGCCGGCAACGACACACACGAUUUGCUCCGUCUCCGCUUAGUGCGGGGCUCGCCGCAACGCGCUAAAUGAUUCUGUACCGUGGAACGUCUCCCAAAUAAAAUAUGCUCUUGUCGCAGA
Messenger RNA from Odontomachus brunneus, 559 nucleotides. RefSeq names its product tetra-peptide repeat homeobox protein 1-like. The coding region runs from base 89 to 406 and encodes 105 amino acids. The record is from RefSeq and is a predicted model, not a curated record. NCBI's taxonomy places the organism in Eukaryota, Metazoa, Arthropoda, Insecta, Hymenoptera, Formicidae. The transcript is spliced from 2 exons.